Molecule: messenger RNA, 1112 nt
Organism: Solanum pennellii
Lineage: Eukaryota; Viridiplantae; Streptophyta; Magnoliopsida; Solanales; Solanaceae
Exons: 3
Coding region: 133-975 (280 amino acids)
Molecular function (GO): ubiquitin-protein transferase activity
Source: RefSeq, a predicted model, not a curated record
ACUCAACUCCGAUGGCUUUUCCUCCUCACUAAAUCUCUUCUUCUCCAUUACAUUGUAAUUACAAUUUCUUCGGUAGUUUGCGUAGAAUUUAUCAUUAUCAGGGUUCCUCUGUCAAAGAAUUGAUCUGCAACCAUGCCUCCCAAACGAUCGGUUCGUAUUGAUGCAAAGAAUAAGAGAAAGAUGGAAGAAAUGAAAGAGGAGCCUUCUUCUGUAGCAGUAUCGCAGCAGAAAAGAACAACGCCCGCGAAUCGAUUGCCCCUCAAGCCUGCCCUCCAGAAAUUUUGUCCUACCCCGUCCUCCUUCAACUUCAACACCCAGCAGCAGAUGCAGCCCCUUACCGAACCUGAAAAUGUGGAAGUACUGUUGAAGAGGCCCUUCACUUCCUUCACCGCCUUAUUAACUGAAGAAGAUGAUGACUCUGUCGUCCCUGGAUCUAUCAGACACAUGUAUGAUUCUGUUGAUCAAGUUAUCGAAUCACAUAGUGGUCAAGUGAAAAACAUGUUGAUUGAUAUUUACAUGAGACACUUCAAUAGUAUUUCAACCGCGGCAAACAGGGAAGCAGGGAAAAAAUUGGUAGAGAAAGAGGAAGAAUUAAGGCAGGCGAAGAUGAGGAUAAUGGAAUUGGAGAAUAAGGUAAACUUGUUAACUAACCAUAGUCGAAAGCUGCAAAACAAAGUUGCGAGUCUUGAUGUGAGGUGUGCAGUGCUGGACUCUCGUCUUUACGCGGCGCAUCACUUAGAGGCACAAAUGAAGCAGGAGUCGGUUGAGUCCUCUCAUGUUGAUCCUCAUGUGGUGGUGCUCCCACCACCAAGUAUGGUGGAGCCACCACCAAGUGUGGGCGGUAACUGUUAUGCAUGCCGCAAAAAUGCCGCUUCUAUUAUUUGGCCUUGUGGCCAUUUUCGUGUCUGUGCAACAUGUGCUUUUCAUCUCCGUGCUUGCCCUGAUUGUCAUACUCCCAAGAAUACUGUAGGCUAGAAAUUAUUAGUAUAAAGAGAAAAACAGAGUAAUCUUUUUUUUGUUCUUUCACAUUUAUAGUAAUUUUUGUGUAUAUUUUGCUACUACUAUGUAUUGGAGGAUUGAAGAUAAAUAAUAUAUGUUUUGUUUCAGAGUUA